Abrus precatorius (Indian licorice) is the source of this 1203-nucleotide messenger RNA. RefSeq lists its product as uncharacterized. The record is from RefSeq and is a predicted model, not a curated record. Bases 1 to 1203 code for a protein of 400 amino acids. Lineage: Eukaryota; Viridiplantae; Streptophyta; Magnoliopsida; Fabales; Fabaceae. The transcript is spliced from 6 exons.
AUGUCGGUCUCCGGUGGCGCCGCCGUCGCCGGUGGGAACAUUAGGAGGAACCAUCGUUGCCUCGGCGAGAACCGUUUCUACAGCCCGCCACUGUUGCGGAAAUACAGACAGAAGCACGAGCAUGAACAGGAGAAGAAGCAUGGGUCAAAGUUGUCGGAGAAGGGACCUGGUACCUCUUCCGAUUGUUCCGUUUCUUCGAGUGGAACAACAUGUGAUGUCUCCAAUUUGUGUCGGUUUUUGGAGCACGCCACACCACAUGUUCCCGCUCAAUAUUUUCCCGUGAGAAGCAAGAGGAGAUGGAAAACCAUGGAGGGAGAGUUGCAUCCGUACUUUGUGCUUGGGGACUUGCGGGAAUUUUUCAAGGAAUGGAGUGCAUAUGGGGCUGGUGUGCCUUUGCUGUUGAAUGGAAAUGAAUGUGUCACACAGUAUUACAAUGUCUCCUUGUCUGCCAUUCAGCUUUAUAUUGAUCCAUUAAAGCCUUCCCCGCGGUUAAGGAGACCUAGUCAGGGGAGUGACUCUGAAUCAGCUAGAGAGACCAGCAGUGAUAGCAGCAGUAGCUAUUGUUGUGAAAGAGGGGUAAAGAGUGUGGUUCAUGGCAGUCGGAACCAGCGUGACAUGUCAGAUGCAAGCAAUCAUGGUCUGGAAAGAGUUUCAGUAAGAAGUAAAUCUUUAAUGGGUUCAUCAAGUGAUGAGACUGAAAGCUCCACCCCACCUGGUCAGCUUAUAUUCGAAUACUUUGAGCAUGAAAUACCUUAUAAUCGUGAGCCAUUAGCGGAUAAGAUUUCUGAUCUUGCACGUCAAUUUCCUGAGUUGAAGACCUACCGGAGCUGUGAUCUUUCACCUGCAAGUUGGCUUUCAUUGGCUUGGUAUCCAAUAUAUAGAAUACCUACUGGUCCCACACUACAGAGCCUGAGCGCCUGCUUCCUGACCUUCCAUUCCCUGUCAACAGCUUUGGAAAGUCCGAAUAAUGAUGGGUUUCAUCGUCAUUGUUCAAGAGGUAGGGACAUGUCAUCCAAGUUAUCUUUACCAGUUUUUGGGCUUGCCUUUCAUAAGUUGAAAGUUUCUGUCUGGGAUCCUGAUGGAGUUUCUGAAAGUCAGAAAGCCAAUUCUCUGCUGCGAGCUGCUGACAACUGGAUUAGGCUGUUGCAAGUUAACCAACCCGAUUACAGUUUCUUUAUGUCUCCUCAUUCAUAUCGGAGAUGA